ACGAUCUCUCUAUAAAUACACCGUGUGCCAGGAGCAACCAACAAACCUUUCCCCAAGGACUCUUCAUCGGAGCUCAAGAUCCGCGCAGAGAUAUCAAAAUGAAAGCUGUGGCACUCCUGAUGGUUAUUGCUCAUGUGGCACUUGGAGAUAGUCCCGACCCCACCAAAGUUUGCAUGCCGGACCAACUCAGCGCCACAGAAUUCAAUCUGAUGGAUGCGUCUUUUGCUAACGUGACAGUUGACUUCGGAAAAAAGAGGUCCGCAAGACUUGAAAAUGGAGUUAGGACUGUUGUUGACUAUGCAAACCUCAAGGCAUAUGUUAUUGACAGCAAUGGCUGCACAUCAAGCGCAGCUUCUCCAUACCAACUGCUCUUCAAAUGCCUCCCAGCUAUGGCAAAGUAUGCCGGCCAGCUGGCAUUCGGCGUUGAAUCUCCAAGAACUCUGGACGUAUGGCGUCUUAACUUGGGGACCUUCAACCUCACAAUGCUUGGGUCAACUACACCAGGUGUCGGCUCCUACCCCGUGCUCAGAAAACUCUUCACUCCAUCCGGAUUCACCAUCAGUCUUCUAGAGAAUGCCAGACCAAAAGUAUUUGAUCCCACUGUCCUCGACAUCCCAAAUGACUGCACCGAAGCCCCUGUUGUUGGUUAAAUAUUCUAAACCAAACGAAUGUUCAUAUCAUUUGCAUUUUCAAGUGUACGUAUUUGUCGAGUAUUAAAGACUUGAAUAACA
Molecule: messenger RNA, 731 nt
Organism: Aplysia californica (California sea hare)
Lineage: Eukaryota; Metazoa; Mollusca; Gastropoda; Aplysiida; Aplysiidae
Exons: 6
Coding region: 99-650 (183 amino acids)
Source: RefSeq, a predicted model, not a curated record